GGGAGAGAGAGUUUGUGAAUACCUGUUGUUGUGAUACUGCCGAACUUAUUCGACUAAUCAUUUACGAGACACGCUGCAUUGGAUCGAGAAUUGUUUUUGCCAGUGACAUGUGUUGACGUUUUGUGACUCUUGUGACAUCUCGAGUUCAUCCGAUAUUUUUCAUGAAGGGUCUCGGCUCCGACUCGCCAAUGGUUGACUACAAAGCAUCGAGCGGUGGAAGCAGCGACGAGGGCGAGACGGCCGAGGGUGUCGGCGGAGGUGGAAGUGGAGGUGGAGGUGGAGGUGGAGGUGGCGAGGACACGGAUCUCGAGGAGAAGUCGGGACGCCCCAGUGGCAGCCCGCUUUAUCGGGAUAUCCAAAAUCCACGCCACGCCACCAGCGCCCACGACGUUCCCCAGGAGUAUCCUCAGGCCAGGCCCGCCUUUCAGCAAGACUACGGCAAUCCAGCCGCGAUGGAACGGGCCCCUUUUGACAAGCAGCCACAGGCGAUGCUCAGGGAAGACGAGCUCAAAUCCUGGAAUUUGGAGAAAGAUGCACGGAAGGAUUUUCUACAGAGCGUCGCAUUCAUUCACCGCGACCCAUCCUUUCACAGCGAAUACCGCGAGUAUCGUGAUAUGAAGCCGGAACCCCGUGGGCCCAAGGAAAUUCCCUUGAGAAAGUGGGACUCCCCCGUACCCGAUGUCGAAGUCGGCCGAUCCUCGGUCAGCGGAUCCCAGGUCAGGGCCCGCAGAGACAUCGCCAGGGGGACCAGGUUCGGGCCCUUCAUUGGAAAGUGGGCCCACGAACCAGCGAAUCCAGACUACGCGUGGGAGAUACGAAUUGCUGGAAGCGGUGUUAGAGGAUGGCUCGACGCAUCUCACGAAGCGAGUAAUUGGCUCAAGUAUGUCCGGAGUGUGCGCGGUCCUAUGCACGCCGUCAACAUGCGUCACGUUCUGAUUGGUGGACAGGUGGUGUACGAAACGAUUCGAGAUAUAGCAGCGGGCGAGGAGCUGCUUCUGGGUUCGCGGGAGCCGCUCCAGCUGCAGGAUAUGCUUGGUGAAAACACGGUGGAGGACAGGAGCGACAAGGAGACCGCUUCUCAGCACAGCGGUACCGUCGAUGAGGACAGAGAGGAGGAAAAGGAGGGAGACAUAAGGUGCACGGUCUGCGAUAAGCCUUUCCAGGAAAUCGACUCACUCGAUGGCCACCUGGUGACCUGCCACAGGUAUCCAGCGGAGCAAUAUCGGUGCGAAACGUGCCACAAGGGCUACGCAUGGAGGCCACUGGUCGUUCGGCAUCGCGCGAUCGUUCACGGUGACCUGAAGAGCUACCAGUGCGAGAACUGUCCAAAGGUGUUCACUGAUCCCUCAAAUCUCCAGCGCCACAUUAGGACACAUCACGUUGGCGCCCGAAGUCACGCCUGUCCGGACUGCGGCAAGACCUUCGCGACGAGCUCUGGCCUCAAGCAGCACACCCACAUCCACAGCAGCGUGAAGCCAUUUCAAUGCGACGUAUGCUUCAAGGCCUACACGCAGUUCUCAAACCUCUGCAGACACAGGCGAAUGCACGCUGACUGUAGGGCGCAGAUAAAGUGCGGUAAAUGCGGACAGUCCUGCAGCUCGGCAUCGGCUCUGUCGAAACACAAACGGUUCUGUGACUCUACGGGACCACCUGCACCAACCGGAGCCAUGCCUCAACUCCCGCCCUCAGGGCCAAGUCCGUUUUUGGUCUACCCUCGGCGGCAGUGUACGCUGCCCUUUUACCCGGUUCCGAGUCUAGGACCCUACCCGGGCAUGUUCCAAAACGCAGGAGGAUUGUACAACACUUCGUUCACGUACCCGCCGAAGAUUGAGGAGCUUGACAAGCGGUGCGAAAGCCCGAAGAAAGAGAGGUUCACGCCACCUCGGGUACCGACGCACCAUAACAAGGUCUCACCCACGACAGCCGAGGAGGCGACGUCGAUCUUCAGGCCGUCCCCUGCCAGGCCGCCGGUUCAACCGACUCCAGAAACCGACGAGGAGUCGCCCUUAAAACACUGCAAAGUGGAGAAGAACUCGGAGGCCGAAGCUAUGCAGGAGGAACCCGUAGACCAGCCACUUGACCUCAGGGUCGAGACGAGGAGACGUCAAACGCCCAGCAUUGCCGGGAGUCACAGUUCUUCUCCGGUUCCCGUCGUCGAGGAGGCGAUAACCGAUCCCUGGAAGAUCAAAGAGGAGGAACGCAUGGAGGCCAGAGUCAAGAAGUUGACUCUCAGUCCGCCAUGCAGCGUCGCUGAACAACCGCCGACGAGUGCGCCUCCCCACAUGGCUUAUCCACGGCCAAUUCACCCGAUGGUACUGGACGCCAUGUACCGCGCUCCUUCUGGGACGUUUCCUGGUUUUCCGGGGGGACCCCUGCCCCCCGGUGGUGGACCUGAAUCUCGGCUCCUACCGCCGCUUCCACCCUUCGGACCUUCCCGGUAUCAUUUUUUAGGGUCGCUCAUGAACGCGCCCAGUGGCGGUAGACCAGGUGGAUUCGACCUCCUGGCCCGUCCGCCACUCGGCGCGUUCCCCGGCAUGAAGCCGUUUCAGGAAGUGAUGUCCCACCACCCCCACCACCUCAACCACUCGCACCAGCACUCUCACAUCAAGACGAAGGAUCGGUACGCGUGCAAGUUCUGUGGCAAGGUGUUUCCCCGCUCGGCAAAUCUCACGAGGCACCUAAGGACCCACACCGGGGAACAACCUUACAAGUGCAAGUACUGCGACAGGUCCUUCAGCAUUUCGAGUAACCUCCAACGACACGUUAGGAACAUUCACAACAAGGAGAAACCCUUCAAGUGUCCGCUUUGCGAAAAGUGCUUCGGGCAGCAGACGAACCUCGAUCGCCAUUUGAAGAAACACGAGGCUCCCGAUGGCAGCGUUGUCGGUUCCGCCGCCGAUUCCCCCGGGAGUAGCAACGAGAACGAACGGGAGGAUCCCUGCUUCGACGAGAUAAGGUCCUUCUUUGGCAAAGCCACCGCGGAGGGUGACGGAUACUGCCUCCCUCACCCCUACCCCACAUACCUGCCGGGCAGACUUCACGACCUUCACGGGACGAUACCUGAGGGCGAAUACGACGAGGACGAGGACAGCGAAGAGGGAGUCUCGCCCCUCGAGGAGCCCGACGCCAUGUCCCCUAUGGAACAGGAAAACUCGCCGUCGCCUCAGUUCGAGCUCAAGCUUAGGGAUAAGCAGGAAUUGCUCAACAAUAAUACCGCCGAACCGGUGAUAGAAGUAUCGACGUAGCCUGCAACGGGGCGACUCCGACGUCGAACUCGCCCGAAACCGCCGCUCCGCUUUUCCUUUACUUAGUGAUUAGUUAGCUAUCCGAUUUUUUUCUUCUUUGUCUUUUUUCUUUUUUUGAAACAGAAAAGGAGAGAUAAUUAUAUAUAUAGUUCGACAGGCAGUUCUCUGUACUUUGGAAUUGCGCACAACGUAAUCCAGAACUAAUAUAUAUUUGCCCUCAUUUGUCUAUGUAAGUACCUUAGAUAGCUAGUUCCUACAAAACGCGUCAAUGAUAAUUUAAUGCAGAUAUGGGAUACAAAAUACAAACGUUAAUGAUGUUUUUUUUUUUUUCUUUUUCUUUUAUGUAGUAACAAGUUUUCAUAAGGUCUCAAUGACCGUACAUGCAUUCAGUGUAUCACGUUCAUUCAGUGAGGGAAGGCUCUACCGAUAUUGUGAAAUCUAUAUGCUGUAUUUGAAGUAGGAGUUCGUUGAUAUUGAUUAUUGGAUUUUACUGCAGAUGCUUCUGCGAAGUGUUGAAAAAUAUUUCAGUGAAAAAUUUUG
Messenger RNA from Diprion similis, 3785 nucleotides. RefSeq names its product histone-lysine N-methyltransferase MECOM-like. The record is from RefSeq and is a predicted model, not a curated record. The transcript has 8 exons. Gene Ontology annotation, cellular component: nucleus. Gene Ontology annotation, biological process: regulation of transcription by RNA polymerase II. Lineage: Eukaryota; Metazoa; Arthropoda; Insecta; Hymenoptera; Diprionidae. Gene Ontology annotation, molecular function: RNA polymerase II transcription regulatory region sequence-specific DNA binding; protein binding; DNA-binding transcription factor activity, RNA polymerase II-specific. Bases 162 to 3245 code for a protein of 1027 amino acids.